AUGCAAAAUCAGACCGCUACCAAAGUAAUAUCGCACACAGCUGUUGCAGCAGGUGUGCCCGCGCUACUCAUGUUAUUGUCGAGGUGUUGCCAGGCGCAAGCAGUAACAGAGCCAUCUUCUGACAAGGUGACAAAUCUCUGCACAGAGGCUAAGUAUACGGAGUACCUCGCAAAUCGCAUCGUAGCGGCGGCAGAAAGGCAGGAGCGCGAAAUAUCCGACAUGCAAAUUUAUGCAGAGGCAUGGGAUCUUCUUGCCGCAGUUACAAACCAAACAGAGAAACGGGCCGCGACGUAUGCCCUUGCCGCGUACAUGUCCACCGCAGCGGCGACAGCAAGGCGGGUCCACAAUGGGAAGUACAAGGCAGCGGUAGCAACCGCAAAGUUUCUGCACAGGAGAGCGGCACUAACGCGCACGUUGCUGGCGAUUAAUAUUCGGGGGAAGACAAUAGUUGGAGUAAGCAAAAUACAGGGCUACAGCGUAUCCAUAGGAGAAUGCCCUGGCGAUGAAACACCGAUAUUACGCGGCGACGGAAGUUGUGCACACCGAACCAAUGAUAACAGCCAACCAGAAGGAAUUUCCGUUAACUUGAAGACAGCAACGCAUAUCAAACUGCUAAAUAGCAGCAAACUAAGACCACUGGGAAUAACGCAUCUGGUUGAGAUUAAAAAAACGAAGGGACCGGAAAGCGCAGAAGCAUUAGUUGAGAGGUGUGGACAUCUGCUGAAAGGUGACCAUUAUGUUAAAUUCGAGGCAUCGACGACUGAAAAAGACAGCCUCAUCACUGUAGAGCCGAUUAGGAUAUUCGAGGGUAGCGACUCGAGCACAAAUUGCGCUGUGAUACAAAAUGAAUCGACGAAAUCAGAAAAAGAUAACGACUUACUGAUAAACAAGUUAUGCAAAUACAUAAAAGAACCCGAUCCUCAGAUAAUAACCAUAUCCAGUCUAACGCCUGUCACGUUAGCAAACACGACCGAAGUCCAACUCGCGUUCAAAAGCUUCUUUCACGAAACAAGAGGUAAAUCCUCGGCCGGAAGCAGCGUCGAAGCGCAACUUCAAAAACUUUACGGGGGGGAUAAGCAAAACUUCACCAGAGACUUCGUAAAAGUUCUGUGGACUAAGAACGUGACGUACCACAUUGGCUCAGGAUUCGUAACUGAAACACUCCUUGAUGCGGUUAGAAACAAAAACGCACAGAAGGCUCUAAUUUAUCUGGAAGAUCAAAGACCAACAGAAGAGGCAAAGCAAGCACAAUCAGACGAAACUGAAAUCACCAAAACGGGCUGCAGUGGUAAGGGGAAACAGGACUGCAGUGGCGAAUGCACAUGGGAAGGCAACGAGGAAAAAGGUAGAUGCGAAUCAGACGAAAGGAAAGACACAAAGAAACAGAACGAAACUCAAAUGCGGAAAUGGCCCAGAGCACUUCAGUGGAUGAUGGCACGACAAGAAGGAAAUUGCAAAGCAAUACAGCAGGAAGACUGUAAAGAAGACUGCACAUGGGAGGAUGGAGUUUGUGACGGUGCAGUUGGCAUUUCUGCUUUGAUGAGUAUUCCUCUGUUCAUGGCAUUUUUGCUCCUAGCAUAA
Trypanosoma brucei brucei TREU927 is the source of this 1581-nucleotide messenger RNA. RefSeq names its product variant surface glycoprotein. Bases 1 to 1581 code for a protein of 526 amino acids. The record is from RefSeq and is a predicted model, not a curated record. NCBI's taxonomy places the organism in Eukaryota, Euglenozoa, Kinetoplastea, Trypanosomatida, Trypanosomatidae. The transcript has a single exon.